Molecule: messenger RNA, 468 nt
Organism: Poecile atricapillus (Black-capped chickadee)
Lineage: Eukaryota; Metazoa; Chordata; Aves; Passeriformes; Paridae
Gene: SEM1
Product: SEM1 26S proteasome subunit
Exons: 3
Coding region: 95-307 (70 amino acids)
Biological process (GO): proteasome assembly; double-strand break repair via homologous recombination; mRNA export from nucleus
Cellular component (GO): proteasome regulatory particle, lid subcomplex; proteasome complex
Source: RefSeq, a predicted model, not a curated record
CGGGCCGGAGCCGGGCCCGGCAGCGGCGCAGGCGCGGCGGUGGCCGCGGGAUCCCAGCAGGCGCGAGGGCGGUGGGACGCGGUGCGGGCCCAGCAUGUCGGAGAAGAAGCAGCCGGUGGACCUGGGACUCCUGGAGGAGGACGACGAGUUUGAGGAGUUCCCGGCUGAAGAUUGGACUGGUUUAGAUGAAGAUGAAGAUGCACAUGUCUGGGAAGACAAUUGGGAUGAUGACAAUGUAGAAGAUGAUUUCUCCAAUCAGUUAAGAGCUGAAUUAGAAAAACAUGGAUACAAGAUGGAAACAUCAUAGCUUUUGCAGAAAAUGGAGUGGUUUAACACUGAACUGUGGAUAGACUUUAUUGAGAAAAGAAGAAAAGAUCGAAAGUGAGAAGACACACUUAGUUCAUUAUCUGCUUGGAUUUAUUAUUGUUUUGUAUAAAAAAUAAAGUUUUUAAUCUUAGCCUAGUCAUA